ACUGAUACGCUCGCGGCAAUGAGCGCUGGGAAGACGGGUGUGGGCGAAGCGGCUGCCGUGGCGUCUGGAGUGACGUGCUGAGACCGAGGGCGGUGCUACUCGGUGCCGAGAGUCAGUCAAGGGGCAGCCGAGGGUGACGUGCCGGGGGCUUGUGUGUGUCGUAUCUGUCAGUCAGGGAGUGGUCACCGGUAGGACUCGGGCCUGUACAAGGCCGUGUAGCCGGAGGUCGAGGGAAGUGUGGCCUGGUCGGGUCUACAGAGGAGUUCGUGGAUCGCUUCUGGUUCCUGGUUUUCGUUCAGCAUCUCGGGAGCUGCCAGCGUCUUCGGGAGGCCACCCCGCGCCACUUCCUUCCCUUUCCUUCUCUUCCCUUUUUCUCCCAGCUUACGGGGGGGGGGUUCCUCGGUUUCUUCCCUGUCGCUUUCCUCGCCUGCGCCCAGCCAUGUCGGGGUUGCUGGGCAAGCUGUUCGGGACAGGUGGGAAGAGCGGCGGGAAGGGGCCUUCUCCCCAGGAGGCCAUCCAGCGACUUCGCGACACCGAGGAGAUGCUGAGCAAGAAGCAGGAGUUCCUGGAGAAGAAGAUAGAGCAGGAGCUGGGGGCGGCCCGCAAACACGGCACCAAGAACAAGCGCGCUGCACUUCAAGCCCUAAAACGAAAGAAGAGGUAUGAGAAGCAGCUUGCACAAAUAGAUGGCACGUUAUCAACAAUUGAAUUCCAGAGGGAAGCACUGGAAAAUGCCAACACCAACACUGAAGUGCUCAAGAAUAUGGGCUUUGCUGCUAAAGCAAUGAAAGCUGCUCAUGACAACAUGGAUAUUGACAAAGUAGAUGAACUAAUGCAAGACAUUGCAGAACAGCAGGAGUUAGCAGAAGAAAUUUCAACAGCUAUUUCUAAGCCUGUAGGCAUCGGUGAAGAAUUUGAUGAGGAUGAACUGAUGGCUGAACUAGAGGAACUAGAACAGGAAGAAUUGGACAAAAACUUGCUGGAGAUCAGUGGUCCUGAAACAGUUCCACUCCCCAGUGUGCCCUCAAUAUCUAUACCUUCAAAACCAGCAAAGAAGAAAGAAGAAGAAGAGGAUGACGACAUGAAAGAGCUAGAAGCUUGGGCUGAAAACAUAUAACUGCACCAGUUGCCAGCUGGAAAAACAAUUAAGACUCUGGUCACCUGCUACUACAGGUGCAUGUAUGGGUGGGAGACAUCAUUAAGCGUAACGUCUUUAUUUCUUAAUCCCAAAGCUUUGGGAAUUGCAUUCUGAGUUGCGUGGUCUGAGCAAGGGAAACAAAGGUUCCAAAGAAAGUUGCCUGCAGUUUAGGAUGCUAGAUUUCUUUAAAUAAUAAAUCUUAUUGGUAAAAUUUCAACAUUCAGCUUCUGGACUAUGCUAAUGCUACUGCUGGAUCUUCAUCUUUCAGAAUUCUGGCAAUGCUGAGUCUUGACUUGGGAUGUGAAGCUUGUAACUUAAAUUGAUGGAAACGUUUUUAGAAGUCUUGUAAAGUAUUUCAGAAGAAAAAGUCAUAAGCUGUUAUUGACUUAUUAUGCUUAGAUGUACAAAUGCAUUUAUUAGGCUUUUAGUUCUUUAAAGUCUGUAUUUGUAUCCAUUGGCGGCAUUGACUGUCCUCUCAUCACUACAAUGAUUUGGCCACUGUUCCCAAUUUGAUUUGGUGAAGUGGAUUUAGAAUGACAAAGCAAUUACAUAAUGGAAGUACUAGCUGUACACUUUUCUACAUAGCACUUGGAAUGUUGAUUGGAUAUUGGUUAUCACAAAUAGCAUUCAAAUACAAACAUACAUUUAUUUUAAGUAAAGAUCUGUGGAUUACACUGUAUUAAAUACCUUGAUUGAUUUUCA
Molecule: messenger RNA, 1840 nt
Organism: Rhineura floridana
Lineage: Eukaryota; Metazoa; Chordata; Lepidosauria; Squamata; Rhineuridae
Gene: CHMP4B
Product: charged multivesicular body protein 4B
Exons: 5
Coding region: 440-1117 (225 amino acids)
Biological process (GO): vesicle budding from membrane; late endosome to vacuole transport via multivesicular body sorting pathway
Cellular component (GO): multivesicular body; cytoplasmic side of plasma membrane; ESCRT III complex
Source: RefSeq, a predicted model, not a curated record